AUGGUAGGAAACGUGCGAGGGGGCAUGCAACCAUCGAUCUGCGACGACCUUAUAAGUUAUCUAGCUGCGGCCUCUCCAGGCGACCCCGACAUUCGACGAUUGUUCCAGAAAAAAACCAGCAUGCACUGCGAAGCUGGCAAUUGCGCGCUCUGCCGGUCUCUGAACGCUAUCCCACCUACGCAUACCAACGGAGCUGAACCCCCACAUCAGCCGCGCGAGCACGUCGAACGGACGACGUCGAGCACAUCGACCGAUGACGCCGACCACAACGACAGAGCCAGCAGUGCCACGCAUGAGCAUACUACGUCGAAACUCGACAAGCUGAGGAGGUGGGCGUUCAAGGCUACGUCGAGUGCGGUCGAGGUGAAGGAGUCGGACCCGGACGGGCGCAAAUCGCUGGACUUGCUCGGUUGA
Messenger RNA from Punctularia strigosozonata HHB-11173 SS5, 414 nucleotides. RefSeq lists its product as uncharacterized. The transcript has a single exon. The record is from RefSeq and is a predicted model, not a curated record. The coding region runs from base 1 to 414 and encodes 137 amino acids. Lineage: Eukaryota; Fungi; Basidiomycota; Agaricomycetes; Corticiales; Punctulariaceae.